GGCAGCCAGCAACACGUUGUGUGCUAACAACUAAAAAUCAAAUUGCAACGUUUUGUGCAGCAGUGGCAGGCACCAUCGUAAGUCGAAAAGUAAAGCUAACAAUCCUAAUCGCUGCCGGUGGGCGUAAAGUUUCUGUUUCUCCUGUUUCUCUCACCUUUAAUUCGACGAACUCGCAUCUGGAAUCCGGCCACCCUGUGAGACGGAUGUAUGCGUUUCUGAUGCAAUAUAGCUGGCCUGCUCUGUUGAACUGACGUUGUGCAACACCGUCUUAACACCCGCACACACCUCUCAUUUCACUUGCACAACGCAUUACGGGUUUCUGUACACCGUCGGGUCGCCGUGCGCUGGUGCUGCCUUAUUUCGUUAUAAUACAGCCGAGACAGGGAGAGAGAGUCGCUGGGCCUUAUUUAAGCAUCAAAGUUUUCGAGGCGCAACGCAGCUUUGUGUUUCGUUUGUUAUAACCGAAAAAGAGAAUCCCUCAAUUACUUCUGUGCAACUCGAGCGAAGAACAAAAGAAUACGCGAGCAAGCCACUCGACACUAACACCACCACCACCAACCACACACACACACAACCCAGAAAAUCAAAUUUCAAUCAGAAAAUGGCGUUAAAAAGAAUCAAUAAGGAACUGCAAGAUCUGGGCAGAGAUCCACCUGCACAAUGUUCAGCUGGUCCAGUUGGAGAUGAUUUAUUUCACUGGCAAGCUACAAUAAUGGGCCCGCCGGACAGCCCUUAUCAAGGAGGUGUAUUUUUCUUAACUAUACACUUUCCAACAGACUAUCCCUUUAAACCACCCAAAGUGGCUUUUACAACGCGCAUAUACCAUCCAAACAUCAACAGCAAUGGAUCGAUUUGUCUCGAUAUAUUAAGAUCUCAGUGGUCGCCAGCAUUAACUAUUUCAAAAGUCUUAUUAUCAAUUUGCUCUCUACUCUGUGAUCCUAAUCCAGACGAUCCACUUGUUCCAGAGAUUGCCAGAAUAUAUAAAACUGAUCGGGAAAAAUAUAAUGAGCUGGCACGAGAGUGGACUAGAAAGUAUGCUAUGUGAUGCGUUCCAGAUUGCAGCAGUCCAACAGAAUCAGCAAAAUCAACAUCAAUAGCAACAAUAGCAACAGAAAAAGCAAAAGCAAAAGCAAACGCAAAAGCAACAACAUCAGUAAAAGUAAAAGCAACAAAGAUAACAUCAGUAACAACUUACAAUAGUCAGAAGAAGAGAAGCUGCAGCCGCAGAAUCAUUGUUAUUGUCAAUGGCCGCCGUGCGGCGGUUGACCAAAACAACAACAACAACAACAAUAUUAGCUUGAUCGGUGGCAACAGCAUCAGCAGCAGCAGCAACUACUACAUCAGAACUUGCAGUCAAUCCAACAUCAAUCAUUGCAACACCACCAACAUCAGGAACAGAAGCAGCAGCAGCAGCAUUAAGAUCAACAACAACAACAGCUGCCGUCGUCGUCAUCUUCGCCGUCGCUGCCGCUGUCGCCGCCUUCGCUCGAUUGGCUUUAGCAUUAAAAACAACAACAUAAAUAGCAGCAGCAGCAGCAGCAGGAGCAGCAGCAGCGUUAAUAGCAACCGCCAGUGGACCGAAGGUCAUGCCGCAGCAACAUUGGGAAAAGCAGCACCAGCAGCAGCAGCAGGAGCAUCAUUUGGCAGAUUGGUGGCGGACUGCGAUUGGGAAUAAUUGUGUGUUUGAUGACCGAACAGAAACAGAACAGCAUAAAACGGAAAUAAUUUAAUAAUAAUUACUGAAAAAUUAUGUAAGCAUUAAACAUUAAAAGCUAGACAGCUACCAACAACAGCAUCAACAUAAUAAGUUUAAAUACAAAGAAAAACAAAACUACAAAUAAAAAUCAGCUGGAAAAAUUA
This is a messenger RNA of Drosophila ananassae, 1860 nucleotides long. It is a transcript of the gene eff, whose product is annotated as ubiquitin-conjugating enzyme E2-17 kDa. The transcript is spliced from 7 exons. Gene Ontology annotation, molecular function: ubiquitin conjugating enzyme activity. The coding region runs from base 602 to 1045 and encodes 147 amino acids. Gene Ontology annotation, cellular component: nucleus. The record is from RefSeq and is a predicted model, not a curated record. NCBI's taxonomy places the organism in Eukaryota, Metazoa, Arthropoda, Insecta, Diptera, Drosophilidae. Gene Ontology annotation, biological process: protein polyubiquitination; ubiquitin-dependent protein catabolic process.